This is a messenger RNA of Suricata suricatta (meerkat), 2599 nucleotides long. RefSeq names its product flavin containing dimethylaniline monoxygenase 2 (gene FMO2). The record is from RefSeq and is a predicted model, not a curated record. Lineage: Eukaryota; Metazoa; Chordata; Mammalia; Carnivora; Herpestidae. Bases 342 to 1949 code for a protein of 535 amino acids. Gene Ontology annotation, molecular function: NADP binding; N,N-dimethylaniline monooxygenase activity; flavin adenine dinucleotide binding. The transcript is spliced from 8 exons.
GAAAGUAAGGAUAAUAACAGCUGUGAAUAGUAGCUGACAGGAAAAGCUCAGCACUCUAAACCAUGUCACGGCUCCUAUGCCCAGUGCUGUGUUAUGAAUUUGCUUGGCAUUGUUAAAUGGGUUGCUUUUAAAUACCAGAUCCAGACAAACUCUGCAGCCAAGUCGAGGGAAACAAACUGGUUUCUUAACAGGAAGCAGAUGAGGAGUCUGGGAUUUGACUCAUGACGAAUUUUAUUCAAUGAGUGCUGCUUAGUACAUUGUCACUUCUAGAUUACUGACCACACCGCAAGGACUCUUACCAGUGAAGCAGUGCUGACUGAUCAACUCCUCAACAAGAGACCAUGGCAAAGAAGGUGGCAGUGAUUGGAGCCGGAGUCAGUGGCCUGGUCUCACUGAAGUGCUGUGUGGACGAGGGACUGGAACCCACUUGCUUUGAGAGGACUGAAGAUAUAGGAGGGCUGUGGAGGUUCAAAGAAAAUGUUGAAGAUGGCCGAGCGAGUAUCUAUCAAUCUGUCAUCACCAACACCAGCAAAGAAAUGUCCUGUUUCAGUGACUUUCCGAUGCCUGAAGACUUUCCGAACUUCUUGCACAAUUCUAAGCUCCUGGAGUAUUUCAGAAUCUUUGCCAGAAAGUUUGAUCUUCUAAAAUAUAUUCAGUUCCAGACAACUGUCCUCAGUGUGAAAAAACACCCAGAUUUCUCAUCCUCUGGCCAAUGGGAGGUUGUUACCGAGAGCAACAGUAAGAAGCAAAGUGCUGUCUUUGAUGCGGUUCUGGUUUGCAGCGGCCAUCACAUCCUUCCUCACAUCCCACUGGAGUCCUUUCCAGGUAUUGAGAAGUUCAAAGGCCAGUAUUUCCAUAGCCGCCAGUACAAGCACCCAGAAGGAUUUGAGGGGAAACGCAUCCUGGUGAUUGGACUGGGAAACUCGGCCUCAGAUAUUGCCGUUGAGCUGAGUAAGAAGGCUGCGCAGGUUUUCAUCAGCACCAGACAUGGUUCCUGGGUCAUGAGCCGAAUCUCCAAAGAUGGCUACCCCUGGGACAUGGUAUUUCACACCCGGUUUAGCUCCAUGCUCCGAAAUAUCCUGCCACAAACAAUUCGAAAAUGGAUGAUGGAACAGCAGAUGAAUCGAUGGUUCAACCAUGAAAAUUAUGGCCUUGAGCCCCAAAACAAGUAUCUUAUGAAAGAACCUGUAGCAAAUGAUGAUCUUCCAAGUCGUAUACUCUAUGGAGCCAUCAAGGUGAAAUCGAGAGUGAAAGUGCUCACAGAAACUUCAGCUGUCUUUGAAGAUGGAACAGUGGAGAAGGAUAUUGAUGUCAUUGUCUUUGCAACAGGAUACACUUUCUCUUUUCCCUUCCUUGAAGAUUCACUUGUUAAAGUAGAGGAUAAUACGGUCUCACUGUAUAAAUACAUGUUUCCUCCUCACCUGGAGAAGUCAACUCUGGCAUGCAUUGGACUCAUCCAGCCCCUAGGCUCCAUUUUCCCAACUGUUGAACUUCAAGCUCGUUGGGCAACCAGAGUUUUCAAAGGCUUGUGUACCUUGCCCUCAGAAAGGACUAUGAUGGCGGACAUUAUCAAGAGGAGUGAAAAACGAAUAAAUCUGUUUGGGAAGAGUCAGAGCCAGACACUGCAGACCAAUUACAUCGACUACUUGGACGAGCUUGCUUCAGAGAUAGGUGCAAAGCCAGACCUCCUGUCUCUCCUGCUGCAAGAUCCCACGCUGGCUGUGAAGCUCUAUUUUGGACCCUGCAACUCCUACCAGUACCGCCUCACGGGGCCUGGGCAGUGGAAGGGAGCCCGAAGUGCCAUCAUCACUCAGAAACAGAGGAUACUGAAGCCUUUAAAGACACGGGCACUAACAGCUUCAUCUAAUUUCCCAGUUUGCCUCCUGUUGAAAAUCCUGGGGCUUCUUGCUAUUGUUGUGGCCUUUUUUUUCCAGCUUCAGUGGUUCUAAUCUGUCAGAGUAAGGCUUCUGACUUUAUUGUCAGUCAGCUCCUCUUUAAAAAAAAAAAAAAAAAAAGACUAAAAGAAAAAAUAUUAAAUCUAGAUUCUACGUUUCAGAGUUGAGAGGAACAGAGAGGUAGUUGUAGAGAAGUAGCAGAAUUAGGUCCAUGUAAAACACCAAAGUGACGUCUUGAGAUUUCUUUGCCAUCCCACCCUUUCCUCAAGUUCACCAGACUCUCCAAAAGGACAAAUAACACCGGCUGUGCACAUGCGCUGCCAGCCCUUAUGUAACAGAGUUGUAACCCAAAAAACCAAUUAAAUUGCACAGAAUGAAAAGAAGGACCCAUGAUUUAAAACAUUGGAAAAUUUCAACGGUGAGUAAUUUAAACCCCUGAAUGAUACUCUUACUAGUCUUCUUACCCAACUGUAUUUGGCAACAAAGUCCUUGGGUGUUAGGUCAUGCUCCAUUUGCUUAGUGAGGAAUCACUCAAAAGUCUUGGAGAUAAAAAUGAAAGGACAGACUCAAAAAACAACAGCAAUGAUGUGACAGACUUCUAACGCCUGAUGUUGAAAGCUAAGCCAAUAGCCACAUUUCUUAUAUUUUGACAAAAACACUGCUGUAAAAAUAAAAAUAAAUAUGCCAAAAUAGAUAUAUACACA